This is a messenger RNA of Lytechinus variegatus (green sea urchin), 3588 nucleotides long. RefSeq names its product caspase recruitment domain-containing protein 9-like. NCBI's taxonomy places the organism in Eukaryota, Metazoa, Echinodermata, Echinoidea, Temnopleuroida, Toxopneustidae. Bases 483 to 2543 code for a protein of 686 amino acids. Gene Ontology annotation, biological process: regulation of apoptotic process. The transcript has 13 exons. The record is from RefSeq and is a predicted model, not a curated record.
GUGUAGUGGUUGCGAGAUUCCCCUUAUAUUUUGAUAUCUGCGCCUUAGGGCGGCGUUAUUCAGCUGAAUAGGAACUGCAUCUCAUACGUGCUGAUGGACGACACGACAGACGUCUGUCAUGUCUGUAGGGCACUACUGACGUUUCUGUCUGAACUGCAGUGUAUAGUCAUCGCUUUCCGAAUGACCUGUGCACACAGGUGACGGACGAUGUGAUUGCUGUGCCCACAUAAUUAGCGAUCGUCUUUUCGACGAGUGCGUUAAAUACAGACAACGUCAUCUUUCCAAAUUGGGCUGUGUCAACUAUAUGGUGGCAGACAACGUCGUCUAUCCGACAUUGGACUGUUUCGCCUACAUAGUGGCGAAGGCGUCGUUUUUUUCGACAAAUGAGUGCUCUGCCUUCAUGGUGGCGGACAAUGCCAUCUUUUCGACAUUGGACUGCGUCGCCUACAUAUUGAUCAAAACAAGACAAAAUAAAAGCCCUCAUGGAUCCGAAAUGGGAAGACGAUUUGGAGGAACAUCGAUAUGAGUUGACCCGGGUUCUUCGACCGGAUCGUUACUUUGAUAAGUUCAGGAGUGAGAGACUCCUAGACGAGAGCGACACACAGAUCAUAAAUAAUGAGACAAAGAAUCCCACCCGAGACAAGAAAGCAGGUCAGUUUCUGGAUAUUGUGCGGUUACGAGGUCCCGAUGCCUACAAACUUCUCCUAGAAUGCCUGGAAGCUGAUCACCCGGAAGUAUAUAAGAGCAUCACCGGCAAUGAACCGGAACCGAAAGCAUGGACAAUCGGACUCAGCAAAACCUGCUCGUGCGAAUGCCAUGAGGAUAAGAUCUCACUAGAUCUGAUGGAUGCCUACAAGAAAGAGAAGCAACAGAAUAUUUCCCGGAAGAAGGAGUUGGAGAAGCUGGCCAAGUCCGUCGACAAGGUCCGCGAGGAGAAACUAAAGCUGAAGCAUGAGAAUGAAACCAUGAAGAAGAAACUCGACGUCCUGCAGUCAGAAACACGGGACAGACACAAAUUAGAGGAGGACAUUCAAUGGAAGCGACUUCAGAUUUGUGAUCUUCAAGCCAAAGCUUACGAAACACAGACGCAGUUGAUGGCAGCCAAUGACAAGCUCAGAAAGGUGAAUCUGGAAAAUAAUGCACUGGAGAACAAAGUUCGGGAGGCCAACACCAAGCUGCGUCUUCAACGCAAGAAGUCCACAAGGUUGGAGCAGGAGAGAUCGACAGACAGACUGAAAGAUGGCGACACAUUGAGGGCGCUUGUCGAACAUCUCCAGGAACUUGGCCUCGGUCGUAAAAAGAUAGAGGAUUCUUACGUACCGCCCAUUGAGAACGACUUACAUGAUCAGACAAAACUAGAAAUAAUAAUGGCCGAUAAACAGGAGGCCGUGACGAAGUGCGAAGAGGCCGUCAAUGAGCUAGUCAAGGUCCGCAAACAACUAUACGAGGUCCAGGAGGCCAAAAAUAAGCUCCAGGCAGAGAAUGAAGAGUUGGACACCAUAACAACCCUCCUGACUGAGGAGCGCGAUAUGGUCAUGGAUCGACUUGAGAUGGCGCAAGAAGAAUUAACUCAAGUCAGCUCAGAGCGGUCACGAGCAAUUACGGAGCGAAAUAGGGCAUUCGAAGAAACAGCUUUGUCCAUGCUGGAACGUGAUGAUCUUGUCAAGAAACUGAACAACGAGAGGCAAUCGUACCUCAAUCAGACACGCAAAAUUUUUGAUCUCAAAAGUUAUGUUCAGCGACUUAAAAGAGAAAAAAGGUUGCUCCUCCAAGAUCGUUCGCCAUCGUUGAUAUCUUCUGGAAGCAUGGACGGAUCAAAUGACUCGAAGAGAAGUUCGGGUGUUACUGAAGUCAGUUCCAUUGAGGAUGGAAACACGGCGACAUCGUCAAGCGAUACCGCCAAACUAACUACCACGACAACCGCGACAGAAGGCUCAUCUCCCGCGCAUCUUGAGAGUAAACGUUCAAUUUCCGUCAACGACAGACAGUACAGUGUGGAUUACGACAGUGAUUUGGCGGAUUACGAAUACCCAGUCGGCCCAAUAAAGCGCAAUCGAUCCCUGCCUGUGUCGGAGAUCCCAGUUGCCUUGCGAGGGCGGAGGUCGAGCAAUGCAACGACAAGCGACAGGCAAGCGGAACUGGCCAGUCGGUUACAGACACAGGAGGAGAAAGACUCGGGCAUUGCGUCCAGUGUCGACAAGUUGAAUGAAAGCACCGAAGGCAUUUUAGACUCACUCCCCUGUGAUGUCGGAGGAGAGAAAGUUGAGACACUGUGGUCAGACUUUGACUACACCCCGACGAAGGAUGGUGUAGAUAGGACGAGUGAUGCAAAAUCAGUAGAGAAGAGGUUAGUGAGGAGUGGUACGUCAGUAGACGUUAAUCCGGGUUCUCUGAAGUGCAAAAAUCGUGCUCCAGGACCUCGUCUAAGCAGUUUUGAAAUCAAACCAUCGAAUUACAUGUCGGAUGUCAAUAUCGAUCGAAGGAGCAAGACAUUGGGCAGUGACCCGGAUGAUACCGAACAGGUACUACUUCCGUCACAUUGAGAAAAUGAGGUUACAUGAUUAAAAUGAACCAACCAUUCAACAUCUACAAUCUCAUUUUAGCCCUAAUGGUGAUGAUACACAUUUACAGUACUACAUUAUACAUAUAUAUGUAUAUAUAUAUAUAUAUAUAUAUAUAUAUAUAUAUAUAUAUAUACAGUAUCUCUCUAGGUCGCAGAAACGUACUCCAGUGCUCCGUAACACAAAGCAUAACGAUUGAUCGUGAGCUUGAUUUUAAGAUUGAUUGUGUCAAUGCAAUCAAUUGUAAAAAAAAAUUGCACCCUUAAAGUGUACAAAUGAGCGAAAAACUGCACUAAUUAACAACCUUUUGGGUGCUGUUAUUGUAUCAACCCUUAGGGUUCAAAUUUGAACCCCUAUUUCUUAGUGUGAUAUGGUAGUAGCAAAAAAUGUAAACAUUAGCUCAAAUUAUGCGAGCUGAUAAGGAUUUCUACAAUUCAGUCUUGCACAUUAUUGCUUACAUUAUUAUAGAAACUUUUUUACACUUUACAAAAUGGUGGGCUUUUGUUUGUGUUUAAUGUACGUCCUAAUAUAAUUAUGCACAUCAUUACUUUUCCCCAUGUCUUCAACCCCUCCUUAAUACACCAAGUAAGAAGUAUCGAAUGAAAUGAAAUUACUUUAUUCAUUGUACUGCAUAGUGUAUGGGUUUUUCUCUACGAAGGAAACCCCAAUUUGGUUGUAAAAAUCCUCUCAUUCCUUUAAUCUAAUUCCUAAUCAAUAUUUAAUUAUUUAAAGGGGAAUUCAACAUUGGCCAUAAAUAUUGUGUGUGAGAGGGGGGGGGGGAAUAAUUAAAACAGAAUUGUGAAAGCUUGAAAAAAAAAUCGAACAAGCAUUCAGGAAGUUUGGGCAGUUUUAAAAUUGAGAAUCCUAAGACUAAUAAAUUCCAAAUUGGCAACUGGGUAAGUGAAUUAUGACUAGUCAUGCUAGCGGUAGGGACAACUUUCUCCAUAGGUCAUGUAGGGGAAGGCGGGGUAAGUUGAACAUAGGGGGAAGUUGAGCCACCACCCUAGGCCAAUAAUGAAUGAGUCAG